Molecule: messenger RNA, 3180 nt
Organism: Orycteropus afer afer
Lineage: Eukaryota; Metazoa; Chordata; Mammalia; Tubulidentata; Orycteropodidae
Source: RefSeq, a predicted model, not a curated record
UCCCCAUUCUCCUUCUUCCUUCUCGCUGCACCCUCCAACUACCCCACCUCCCAGUUUUGCAUCUGACCAGAGCACGAAUGAGGAAGACAUUCACACAGAUCGGGGCAGUAACUUUCGCCUAUCUGUCCCUGGGCACGGGGAGCUUGAACGCACUGAUCAUUCUCUCUCUGCGGUCCAUGGAGGAGGAACCUUGAUGGGCUAGAGGCAGCAGAGAGCAGCCCAGAGCCAGCCUCGCGCUGCUAGCCAGCUCCGGUUCCCACGCCUGCUCCCUAGAUCCCGCGGCGCGAGGAGCGUGCAGGGCGCAGACCCCGAUCAUCUCAGGGAGAAUGAGGCGGGGACCCAGCCGGAGCGUGGUGCAUCUCGCGGGCGGGCGGCCGCUGCUGUGCCUUGGCAUGAAUUAAGAAGCCAAGAAGAUGGAGCGCGGCACACUCCUCGCGCAGUCUAGGCUCUGGACCAGGGACAUCUGCUUGACUCUCCUAUAUUUCCUCUGCUACAUCCUCCCCCAGAGCGCCCCGCAAGUACUCAGGAUCGGAGGGAUUUUUGAAACUGUGGAAAAUGAACCUGUUAAUGUUGAAGAAUUAGCUUUCAAGUUUGCAGUCACCAACAUUAACAGAAACCGAACCCUGAUGCCUAACACCACAUUAACUUAUGACAUCCAGAGAAUUAACCUUUUUGAUAGUUUUGAAGCCUCACGGAGAGCAUGUGACCAGCUGGCUCUUGGUGUGGCUGCUCUGUUUGGUCCUUCCCAUAGUUCCUCUGUCAGUGCUGUGCAAUCUAUUUGCAAUGCUCUUGAAGUUCCACACAUACAAACCCGUUGGAAACACCCCUCGGUGGACAAUAAGGACUUGUUUUACAUCAACCUCUACCCAGACUAUGCAGCUAUCAGCAGGGCAGUCCUGGACCUGGUUCUCUAUUACAACUGGAAAACAGUGACCGUGGUAUAUGAAGACAGCACAGGUCUAAUUCGUCUGCAGGAGCUCAUCAAAGCUCCCUCCAGAUAUAACAUUAAAAUCAAAAUCCGCCAGCUGCCCUCUGGGAAUAAAGAUGCCAAGCCUCUACUUAAGGAGAUGAAGAAGGGCAAGGAGUUCUAUGUGAUAUUUGAUUGUUCACAUGAAACAGCUGCUGAAAUCCUUAAACAGAUUCUUUUCAUGGGCAUGAUGACCGAGUACUAUCACUACUUUUUCACAACCCUGGACUUAUUUGCUUUAGAUCUGGAACUCUAUAGGUACAGUGGAGUAAAUAUGACAGGAUUUCGGCUGCUUAAUAUUGACAACCCUCACGUGUCAUCCAUCAUUGAGAAGUGGUCCAUGGAGAGACUGCAGGCCCCACCUAGGCCUGAGACUGGUCUUCUGGAUGGCAUGAUGACAACUGAAGCAGCUCUGAUGUACGAUGCCGUGUACAUGCUGGCCAUCGCCUCCCAUCGGGCCUCGCAGCUGACCGUCAGCUCCCUACAGUGUCAUCGACACAAGCCAUGGCGCCUUGGGCCCAGAUUUAUGAACCUGAUCAAAGAGGCUCGGUGGGAUGGCUUGACUGGGCGUAUCACCUUCAAUAAAACUGAUGGCUUGAGGAAGGAUUUUGAUCUGGAUAUUAUUAGUCUCAAAGAGGAAGGAACUGAAAAGGCUGCUGGCGAAGUGUCUAAACACUUAUAUAAAGUGUGGAAGAAGAUUGGGAUUUGGAACUCCAAUAGUGGGCUGAACAUGACAGAUGGGAACAAAGACAGGUCCAACAAUAUCACUGACUCACUGGCCAACCGAACACUGAUUGUCACCACCAUUCUGGAAGAACCAUACGUGAUGUACAGGAAGUCUGACAAGCCCCUAUAUGGAAAUGACAGAUUUGAAGGAUAUUGCCUGGAUCUGUUGAAGGAAUUGUCAAACAUUCUGGGUUUCAUUUAUGAUGUUAAACUAGUUCCUGAUGGCAAAUAUGGAGCCCAGAAUGACAAAGGAGAAUGGAAUGGAAUGGUCAGAGAACUCAUAGAUCAUAGGGCUGACCUGGCCGUGGCUCCUCUUACCAUCACCUAUGUACGGGAGAAAGUCAUUGACUUCUCCAAGCCCUUCAUGACCUUGGGCAUCAGCAUUCUCUACAGGAAGCCCAAUGGUACCAAUCCAGGUGUCUUCUCUUUCCUCAACCCACUGUCUCCUGAUAUUUGGAUGUAUGUGCUCUUGGCCUGCCUGGGAGUCAGUUGUGUGCUCUUUGUGAUUGCAAGGUUUACACCCUACGAAUGGUAUAACCCCCACCCAUGCAACCCUGAGUCAGACGUGGUGGAAAACAAUUUUACUUUAUUAAAUAGUUUCUGGUUUGGAGUUGGAGCUCUCAUGCAGCAAGGAUCAGAGCUGAUGCCCAAAGCUCUAUCGACCAGAAUAGUUGGAGGAAUUUGGUGGUUUUUCACCCUAAUCAUCAUUUCAUCCUACACUGCCAAUCUGGCUGCCUUCUUGACAGUAGAGAGAAUGGAGUCCCCUAUAGACUCAGCUGAUGAUCUAGCAAAGCAAACCAAGAUCGAAUAUGGGGCAGUCAGAGACGGAUCAACGAUGACCUUCUUCAAGAAAUCAAAGAUAUCUACCUAUGAGAAGAUGUGGGCUUUUAUGAGCAGCAGGCAGCAGACCGCACUAGUAAAAAACAGUGAUGAGGGGAUCCAACGAGUGCUCACCACUGACUACGCCCUACUGAUGGAGUCCACCAGCAUUGAAUAUGUGACUCAGAGAAACUGCAAUCUCACUCAGAUCGGAGGACUCAUUGACUCCAAAGGUUAUGGAGUGGGAACGCCUAUUGGCUCUCCUUACCGGGAUAAAAUUACGAUUGCUAUUCUUCAACUACAAGAAGAAGGGAAGCUGCAUAUGAUGAAAGAGAAGUGGUGGAGAGGCAAUGGCUGCCCUGAGGAAGACAGCAAAGAGGCCAGUGCUCUGGGAGUAGAAAAUAUAGGGGGCAUCUUCAUUGUCCUGGCCGCUGGAUUGGUCCUUUCUGUAUUUGUAGCCAUUGGAGAAUUUAUAUACAAAUCAAGGAAGAACAAUGAUAUCGAACAGGCUUUUUGUUUCUUUUAUGGACUACAGUGUAAGCAAACCCAUCCAACCAACUCCACUUCUGGAACUACUUUAUCUACGGAUUUAGAGUGUGGCAAAUUAAUUCGAGAGGAGAGAGGGAUUCGGACACAGUCCUCAGUUCAUACUGUAUAAUAAGUUAAAA